AUGAACUCUAAUGUAUGCACGAUUGACGACUUUUCCGAGCUUAAGGAUCUAAUUGAGAAGUCCCAUAAUGUUAAGGCAGAUGUAUCUGAUGAAAUCAAGAACUUACUUGCUAGAAGAAGUGAAAUAGAGCACAAAUUAAAAAAGAUAAACUCUCUAAUACCUGAUUUCCAUAAGUUACAAAUAAAUGCCGAAAAUUCUUCAAGAUUGGUGAGCUGUGCUUCAAAACUUGCUCUACAGCUCAGUGGGAAAGUGGAGCAAUUAGAUUUUGUGAAAAAUCAUGUUCUUAAUUGUGUAGAUAAACUUAGUCAUAUAAUUACUGUAAGGAACAGUGCAGUUGGAGUGAAACGAUGUCUCAUUGACUCUAAAUUAGAUGAAGCCGCUGGUUACGUAUUUACUUAUCUGGAAAUGGAGAGAGAUAUAAUUUCUCUUAUCUCUCGUCUAUCAGCGGAUAAUCCUGAUAACCCAUUGAAAACUCUGGAUGACAGCCGACAAAUUCUCGUAAAGAUGGCAAUUGGGAAAUUCGAUGAAUGUGUUUCGAAACGGGAUGAAAAGAAUAUAGUACAUUUAUUAAAGAUAUUUUUCUUAUUAGGCGAAACCAAUGAAGGAAUUCGACGAUUUUCUACAUAUCUUUGUUCAUACAUUUCAAAUAAAUGUGAAAUAUUGAUAACUAAUUAUAAAUCAUCUUCAAAAUCAUCUGAAUUUGCAUCAGCUAAUCUAAUCACAGAAAUUUUAGAGUUUGUUGCGGAUACAUUAAAAAAUAAUUCAAUGUACGUCGAAACAUACUGUGGCCCAGGCAACAUAUUUGGGUUUGUAUCUUCUGUUCAUUGUGUCGUUGACCAAUACGUCAAGUGUGUAAUCGAGCGUUUCUAUAAUUAUCAUCAUCUUGAUGAACUUUGUUCAGUGCUCAAGAAAUUAAAUAGUAAUAGUUUAAACAGUAAAAGACAUGAUUCAUCAGCUCAGUCGAUCAAUAGAGAUAAAAUAUUGGAUUCAAACGAAUUAGGAUCAGAUCGCGUAUUGAUCAUUGAGCCUAUAAUUGUUGAAACGUUACAGAUCAUUACAUGUUCAGAACUUUAUUUGAGAUUUAUACAGAGGCGAAUUUCUGCUGAUAUCAAACAGUGCAAUCUUGCAGAAAAUGAUUUUAAAAAAAAAAGUAAUGAAAUUUCAAAGUUUUUUGAAAAUUCUCAUCUUGUUUGUCAAGUACAAGAUUUACUCAAUAAAUAUCUUAAUUUAGAACAAUAUUAUCUUUAUGUGACAAUGAUAAAGGCAUUAAAUUCAGAUGAAGUCGACUCAUCUAGUAAUAUAUGGUGCUUUGUUGACGAUGUGUUUUUCAUCACUAAGAAAAGUCUUGUUCGAUCUCUUUCAUCUGGUAAUGUGGAUACUAUUUGUGCUAUGGUGAAUCAUAGUUGUUCAAUGCUAAUUGAUCUUAUGGUAAAUGAUUUUCUGGGCAACGUUAUUCGUACAGGGUUUCCUUCGGGUUGGGUACAAGAUGCAUACAGUUAUGUUCAGAAUAGUGUUGCUGUGGCUGGUUCACUUAGUUCUUCUUCAUCCAUUGUCAAUGUUCCAACAGUAUCAUCAUUUAAUAUGAUUGGACCUAAUGCACUUACAAGAUAUCAUUUCCUAGUUACUCUUAAUAGUAUUGAAGCAUCUCAAAAAGAUUUAUUGUCACUUGUUAAUCAUCUUGAAAGUGAAUUAAAUUUACUUUAUCAAAAUCAAGAAAUCAAUUCACAAAAACUUAAUAUGUGUAUCACGGAAUUAAAAGUUUCUAUCUCAGAUCAACUUCAAGCAUUACUUGAUUCUGCAUUCGAGUAUCUUUCAACUAGUGUUAUUCAAAGUCAAGUAAAAACUUUGUUAAAUGUUUUCAAAUCAUUGAAAUAUGAUUUAAUUGAGGAGGAUCUAGAUGUUUUCGCUGCUAAUGAUCGAUGGAUUGAAUCAUGUAUAGCUCAUACAGAAGAUUUUCUCAAACCAUUUAGGUCUGUUCUGUCAAUUGAGAAUAACGAUCGAUUUGUAUUAAUUCUCAUAAAUGAAAUUUUGCAUCAACUUGAUCAAUUUAUUCAAAGGAAAUCUUUCAGUAGAUUUGGAGCUAUUCAACUAGAAAAAGAAUAUCGUAAUUUGUUUGCAUAUUUGACAUCAAUAUCUUACAGCUCUUUGCGUGAUUAUUUUACGCGUAGUUUACAAAUUUGUAGACUCUUAAACUUGGAUCGAAUUGAAGAAGUACAUUAUUAUUGGAAUAGUUCUAAUUGGCGUCUCACUGCACAUGAAGUCAGAAGUAUUCUAUCUCUAAGACGUGAUUUUGCUGUAAAUGAAAUUCGUGCACUUAAACUACAAUGA
Molecule: messenger RNA, 2328 nt
Organism: Schistosoma guineensis
Lineage: Eukaryota; Metazoa; Platyhelminthes; Trematoda; Strigeidida; Schistosomatidae
Source: the annotation of a GenBank genome assembly